AGUUUAUGUCGGGCUGUCAAAUGGUGAAGCGGUGAAGUCGAGUCGUUGUGGGAUAUGCAAGAUACGUGUCGAGUGCGAUUGAUGCAGUUUUUUGUUAUUUUUAAUUUUUAAAGUUGUAAAAUGAAAAUAAACAAAAAUAGAAUCACAUUAAUUUUUAAAAAGUUCAUGACAAACCUAAACUGAACCAAGUGCAUAUACCCGUGCCCCCACGUCGCGUCGAACGUUGAACGCGCCCGGUGCAGUUGCUGCCUCAUGUGCCACUGCAACGUUACCGCUGUCCACGAAACAAGAUCAAAAUGUACAGUACGUAAUCGAUGAACUUUUGUAAUCAAUUUAAGCAAAACAAACGAGCUCGAGUGCGCCUAAGUGUAACCAAUAAGAUAAGAGAGAAGAAAAAAUUUUAAAACAAAAAGUGUAGAUACUAUAAACAAACAGUUAUAAAAUUAAAAUUGAAAUAUAAAUAAGCAAAACACUAUAAUGAACCAUAAACCUUUCACUUAUAACGAAGUAUGAAAAUCACAAAAAUAAGCCAAAGCGAAUUGUGUGUAGACGGCCGACCGCUUGUCUAUGCUAACAAAAUGUAGUGUGAUUAAUCGACGAAUUGCGGGAAAAAUAGUACAAACACACCCUAAGCUCAGUUCAAUAUAUCGGUUUCAUAUAAAAACAACAAUUCACAGCUGUUGAUUUUGGUUAAUUCAGUUUUAUACGAAACAAGUGCGUCCGAAACAAAUGCAAAUAGUGAAAUUGAACGCCCUAAUGUGCUUACAACUAACGAAACGAGUUUGUCGUUAUCACAGUCUCCGUACAUAACUUGGUGAUGCAGUUAACCCAUUUAGACCCAAAUAGACUCUCACCCAAAAUAUAACAACAACUACAACAAAUACAACGUCCACAACGUCUACAACAAUCACAUCAAACCAAACAAACUGAGCUGAAAUGAAGAUGCUUAAAGAAUCAUUUUGAGAAUAACGAGGUACGCGGUGAGGUGUAUAGAAAAUAUUGUUUUGAACGCAAAUUACCGCUUGCCGUGCAGAGACGUUAAUAAAGCGUAAAAAACAAGUUAAACAAGAAGUUAAGUCGAAGACAACACAUAACAUAAACAAUCUCAACUACAACCAAAACAAUAACAACAUCGAAAACCACAACAAAAAGUGACCUACAAAUACGAGUUUCGGAUUUUGCUUAAGAAUCACGAACUACGGUUUAAACGGCAAAAGCUUAAAACCAGCCGAGUUUGCUCUUUUUCAUAUGCACAACCAGACAUCAUAACGUGCUGAGCGUAUAAUAUUUACAAUGGCAGCUACUCAAACGGCAACCAUAACGACAACAGUUAAGAAGCCUGGUCCACCAGUGCCGCCUAGACCGCAACAUACCAGCGCCGCAGCGAGUUUAUUGAAAUCGCAACGAGAAUCAAUUACGAGUGCAAGCGUAAGUCGUGCUUCGGCAGUAACCAGUUUAGCAAAUGCUAAAGCAAGACCAAUUGCACCAACAACUGCAACAGCAACAGCAACAACAACUGGAACAACAAAUGGGUCAGAACAGCCGCCUUUGGUGCAAAGAAAACACUCAUUGUCAACACAAAGUGCUGCAGACGGGCGCACCAUAAUCUACAAAUCGCCAGCUACGAGUUUGCAACAGAAGCAGGAGGAACGUGAAAAACGUUUGUCUGGUGCUACAAAAGUACAAAAUGGUACACAAACGACCUAUGCAACCAAACCACCACUGAAGCUGCGAAAAGCACCCGAUGUGCCCAAUAUUAAGCCAAGAGUUGCUAACAAAACUGAAAUAGAAAAUAAUAAAACCGAAAAAGUCAUUGAAGAAGUUGCUAAUGAAACGAAAUCUAUAGACUCGCCCAUACAACAACAGCAAAAACAACAAAAUGUGGACUCAACCACCAAUAUGAACAGUGAUAAUAAUAAGAAAAAUAUUGUUAUAGUGCAGGCCACAAAUGUUGUUAACUUAAGUCGUCAUCAUUCGAUGGGUUCUCCUAAGCCAGUUACCUUAAAACCCACACGAUUUAGUUUAGGCAAAGCAGAUUUUGAACGUCCCGGAAAAGUACAAUUACGUGUCGAUCAAUUGCAGCCAAGUCAACCAUUACCGAAACCACGUAAAAUUGUGAAAAUGCCAGUUGCCACAUUAGAUUUGGAGGAUGAAACGAAAAAUACAACUUCCAAUACAACAACUGGCAUUAGCCUGUUCCGUCGCUCGAAGACAACUCUUGAUAAUAUAGCAGCACGUGCAAGUAUCACAAGCGUGAAUAGUGAAAAAUCCACAACUAAUAGUUUCCUAAGCGGUAAAACUGUAGAACUUAAAAAUAAUCUCAAAAACGCAGCCGAACGCUUGUUCUCAGAAAUUAUAGUCAAUCAACAGAAACAAGCCAUUGAAGCUCCCACAAUCAUAACCAAACAUGAACGUGCAAUACAGCAUCAGGCGUUGCUUGAACAGGAAUUAGCUGUGGAACAACAGCGUCGUCUACAACAAGCCACCAUGGAACAAACAAUACGCGUCAUAUCGAGCACGCCAACCAGAGACUUAGUUAACCAGCAAAAUUAUACACGCAUUAAUAUUAAUUCGGCAGCUACAACUCCAGCGAAGUCUAAGCCACCAAUCGAAACUUUAUUAAAUUCUCCAGAGAAGAAAGCCGCAUUUCAUGAAAUGCUCAUCUCAGAAUUGGCAGCUAUGCGUAAUCGUUCAAGUUCAAUGGAGAAUUUACGCUCUAAGGAUAUGAGUAUUUUUGAUAAAAAUCAUGCUCAGAUGCCUAAGUUAGAAAAGAUUUUCAAUAAAACAAAUACGCGUCUACGUUGUAACUCAAUAGAAGAUCAUGAUCCAGAUACAGAAGAUGUUGAUGAGGAUAAUGUUGAGGACGCGGAUGGUGAAGAAGAUGAUUUAAAUAAGCAUAUAAUAACAAGUAAUAAGAGCACACCGCGCAAACGUUAUCCUUCCGGUUGCUCUUCGGAUUCUUCACCUUAUGGUACUGAACGAUCUACACGCAUACGCACCUCUGAUUGGAUUGAAGUUGGUGAUAACGGCAAACAAGUUACUUUAACUAGUUGUCAUAUAAGCUUAGAAGAUUCGGGCUUGGAAGAUGAGGAACGUUUAGACGAUAUGUCCUCCUCGGGUGUUGGUGAUUCAUGGGAUAGCGUAAAGGAGGCAGAAAAUGAGAAACGAAGUCGUAACGUUAAAAGGUGAG
Molecule: messenger RNA, 3190 nt
Organism: Teleopsis dalmanni
Lineage: Eukaryota; Metazoa; Arthropoda; Insecta; Diptera; Diopsidae
Exons: 2
Coding region: 1294-3189 (631 amino acids)
Source: RefSeq, a predicted model, not a curated record